Aspergillus ochraceoroseus IBT 24754 is the source of this 1753-nucleotide messenger RNA. RefSeq names its product glycylpeptide N-tetradecanoyltransferase swoF. NCBI's taxonomy places the organism in Eukaryota, Fungi, Ascomycota, Eurotiomycetes, Eurotiales, Aspergillaceae. Gene Ontology annotation, biological process: N-terminal peptidyl-glycine N-myristoylation. Gene Ontology annotation, molecular function: glycylpeptide N-tetradecanoyltransferase activity. The coding region runs from base 133 to 1620 and encodes 495 amino acids. Gene Ontology annotation, cellular component: cytoplasm. The record is from RefSeq and is a predicted model, not a curated record. The transcript is spliced from 4 exons.
GUUCUCCUGCCCUUAACAAAAUAAAAAUAAACAGUGACGUUGGGGACUUGGAAAACAUUUCAAAUCCCGUCUUGUUUCCCGCUUUCGCUCGCCCCUCUUUCUCUUGCACUUUUCCCAUCCCCGCACCACGCCAUGCCAGACUCCAAAGAUUCCAAGGGCAAAGCUCCUCAGCCCAAUGAGUCGCAGCAAGGCAACCCCCCCGCGCAGCAGCAGCUGCUAACCCCACAGGCCGUCGAGGCACUGCUAGAAAACAAUGCUGCCCUGAGGAACGAACUGAGCGGGUUGGAUAAGGACAAGGCGGUGGAAGCGUUGCGCAAGAUGGAUAUUGCGGAGCUCCUGACCGGUCUGUCUUUGGGAGGCAAGAACAAGAAAGAUAUGGCAGCCUACAAGUUUUGGCAGACCCAGCCUGUGCCUCGAUUUGAUGACGCGGGCAGUGCCACUGGAGGUCCCAUUAAGAUGAUCGAUCCCGAGAAGGUCUCGAAGGAACCGGUCCCGCUCAUCGAGGGGUUCGAAUGGACUACCCUCGAUCUGACAAACGAAACCGAGCUCCAGGAGUUGUGGGACCUGCUCACAUACCACUAUGUGGAGGAUGACAAUGCCAUGUUCCGGUUCAGAUACUCGCAGUCGUUCCUACACUGGGCCUUGAUGUCUCCGGGUUGGCGUAAGGAAUGGCACGUGGGUGUUCGCGCCACGAAAUCACGCAAGUUGGUCGCUUCCAUCUGUGGUGUCCCGACGGAGGUCCGGGUUCGUGGCCAGAAGCUCAAGGUGACCGAGAUCAAUUUUCUCUGCAUCCACAAGAAGCUGCGGUCCAAGCGAUUGACCCCGGUCCUCAUCAAAGAGAUUACCCGCCGCUGCUACUUGAACGGUAUCUACCAGGCUAUCUAUACGGCCGGCGUGGUCCUACCUACCCCAGUAACCUCUUGCCGCUACUACCAUCGUCCCCUAGAUUGGUUGAAGCUCUAUGAGGUUGGCUUUUCCCCUCUUCCCGCUGGCUCUACCAAGGCUCGCCAGAUUACCAAGAAUCAUCUUCCGAGUAACACGUCUACCCGCGGUCUUCGCCCCAUGGAGCCGAGUGAUAUUGAUGCUGUGCAUGACUUGCUGGAGCGCUACCUGAAAGAGUUUGACCUAAACCAAGCCUUUACGCGGGCCGAGAUCGAUCACUGGUUGGUGCACAAGGAAAACCUCAGCAAGGAACAAGUGGUUUGGUCAUACGUGGUGGAGGACCCUGAAACUCACAAGAUUACGGACUUUUUCUCUUUCUACAAUCUCGAGUCUACCGUCAUCCAGAAUGCCAAGCACGACUGUGUGCGCGCGGCGUACCUCUACUAUUAUGCGACCGAGGCUGCUUUCACCAAGGAUACCAAAGUUCUCAAAGACCGACUGUUGAUGCUGAUGAACGACGCUUUGAUUUUGGCCAAGAAGGCUCAAUUCGAUGUAUUCAACGCACUCACCCUUCACCAUAACCCUCUCUUCCUUGAACCACUGAAGUUCGGCGCUGGUGAUGGUCAGCUGCACUUCUACCUUUAUAACUACCGCACCGCCCCCAUCCCUGGAGGCGUUAACGAGAAGAACCUGCCCGACGAGAAGAAGAUGGGAGGCGUGGGGAUCGUCAUGUUGUAGGCCCUGAUCCUCCGUUCACUCGGCCGCUUGUCGUAUCUAUUUCUCAAGAGAUCAAAACAUGGGGUGGCGUAUAAAGAAAUUAUGAGCAAGCAUGCAAUGAAUUAAUUCAAAUUUUACUCACUUUGAACGCAAC